Messenger RNA from Aureobasidium vineae, 217 nucleotides. Lineage: Eukaryota; Fungi; Ascomycota; Dothideomycetes; Dothideales; Saccotheciaceae. The record is from the annotation of a GenBank genome assembly.
CUGGCCGCACAUAGUGGCUCUCAACAUGAAUGAUUACCAAGAUGAAAAACUACCACCUCUAACGACUGUUCUCAACUUUCGUGACGUCGCCGGCUUGGUGAAGGACGUCAAACCAGGACUCUUGUAUCGAAGUGCACAUAUCGCUGAUGAUGUGCCUCAGACAAUUCCAGUCGAGAAGAUCUUGACGUUCUACGUGAGCGACACAAGUUACGAUCGG